This is a messenger RNA of Nematolebias whitei (Rio pearlfish), 2205 nucleotides long. Its product is annotated as TBC1 domain family member 24. The transcript is spliced from 11 exons. NCBI's taxonomy places the organism in Eukaryota, Metazoa, Chordata, Actinopteri, Cyprinodontiformes, Rivulidae. The coding region runs from base 1 to 2205 and encodes 734 amino acids. The record is from RefSeq and is a predicted model, not a curated record.
AUGAUUCACAUUUCAAGGACACUGAAGUUCUCCAACUGUGGAAACUUGAACUUAAUAUCCCACGUGUCCUCUGACCAAGACCUGAGCCCCAUGGUAACAGGAAGAAGACAAAGGUCUCGCUCCUAUGACAGCCUAGAGGAUAGUAGAGGCUAUGGUAUGCCAGUACAGACAGUAGAAACCAUUCUAAGACCUCGCUCAAGGUCAUUUUACAGUUAUGAGUCAUCAUCUGAUAUUGACGUGGGGAACUUUUCGAGGUUCAGUCCUCUAAGACAGAGAGCAAGCUCCCAACUGAAACAUCAAAUGUCCAAAAAGGAGAAUAAUGCUGGGGAUCAAUCCAGUGCUAAAAUUUCCCCUAAGAAGUCCAAACCAAACAAGCUCAGUGGCAGUAAAGGCAAUGCCAGGUCAGUGUCUAUGAUGACCAUCUCUGAGUUGGACAACUGGGAGAUCUGCUCCAGCUCGGGGAUGAAGUACGGACAGUUUGUGGACUGGGAGAAGAUCGAUCCUGAAGCUGCAAGUAAAUAUGAGCAGAUCCUAAAGAGCGAGCACCAGCAGCUUAAAACCAUGGGUCGAGACGGAUUCUGGGCCAUGCCGCACACUCUGAGGGCCAAGGCGUAUUAUCACAUCAUCCACAACAUCAACUCUAGGACCAUCUCACCAGACAGAGAUGUGUUUUAUGAUUUGGCCAAGAAACUUUUUGGAGAACAGAAACUUAGCACCCACCCAGUCCCAGAGUACAUGGAGGAUGGAGAAAUACCAAGAUACUGUCUCAACAAAGCAGGCAUGAAUUCAGUUAAAAAGAUCCUUCUUUGCCUUGGCGACUGUUUCCCAGACAUGAGCUUCUGCCCGAUCCUUCCUGCUUUGGUCUCUCUCAUCCUUCAUUUCAGCGAAGAUGAAGCAGAGUGUUUCUACAGUGUGUCUUGGCUUAUUUGCUACAAAGACCCCAAUAAGCGUUACAUUGACCAGACUUUCCUGACCUACCGCGCUUCCUGUAUGACAUUCGGUGACCUUGCUAACAGGUGUUGCAGAGGAAUUCGUAAGCUGAUUGCGAGCGCCCACCAAAAUCUCUUUGAGUUUUACUCUGACUGGAUCAUGUGGAUCUUUGCUGAUCUUCCAUUCACCUAUGCCAUCAGAGUUUUGGAUGUGUACAUACUAGAGGGCUACAAGGUUCUCUACAGGAUAGCGCUGGCUUUGCUCGAUCUCUACAAAGUGUCUGUGUCAUCUCGAGUGGCAGAUGUGGAGGACUUCCGAACAGAUAUGAAACGUUUUGUACAGAGUGUAGCUCGCCACUGUACGAUUGAGAAGCUUCUAGAAAGAGCCUUCCAAAUCCCCAUUGCUACACGGAGUGAACUGAACCUCCUGUUUAAUGCCAAUAAGAACGCCCUAAUGGGAAAAGGUGUCAGCACAAACCAAAAGAGGCAGAUGGUGGUAACAGUAGACUUUGCCAACGUCAGGUCCGAUGUUGUGACGGGGACUGAGAUGGGAGUCAUCUGGGCCUGGAUCCCUGAGCGCGUUGCUCUUUUCAGCCCCAUUAGGUUGUUCAGUACAGCAGAACAUGGAAGAGGUCUUGCUUCAUUUUAUUCACAAGUGGAAGGGCAUGAACCAGUGGUCAUCAUUAUCAAAACAACUGACGAAGAGGUGUUCGGAGCGUUCCUGUCAACAGAUCUGAUAGAAACAAGAAGUCACGAUGCACAAGGACUCACAUAUUUUGGAACAGGGGAAUGUUUUGUUUUCACGCUCCGUCCCAAUAUGGAGCGUUACCAACGAGCAAUGGUCAACAUAAUGACCCAAAGAGGUUCCCCUCAGCAGGUUCGAGCCAACAUCGAUGCCUCCUCUCACGUGUCAAAGAGUGGUAAUACCCAAAUCAAUGUCAAAACUCUGAACAGUCCAACUGGAACCCUUCAGAAGCCAAACUGUCUGACCGUCCCCUUUACAACACUGUCAAACCCCAUGAAUGCAAAAGAGCCCAAGAGACCCAAGGAUCAAGAAGCCUCAAAGUUUAUUGCAGGAGAUGACUCUCAGCUCAUUAUAGGUGGUGAUGGUGGCCAUGCUCUCGGUUUGUGUGAAGACUUAGAAGAAGGAUACACCGAGCAUUGUGACACGUUCAGCAGCAACCCUCUUUGCAAGGGACAUUUUCAGAUCCAGUGUCUUGAAGUUUGGGGCAUCCAGAACUCUAUUUACUUUUCUCACAGGUUUUCUUCUCAGUAG